AUGGCAACAGAUGAGGAUGGACUGGGACUGUUUGAUGUCCGCUAUGGUGCUGAAGCUUCCCCCUUCAAGGAAGGUGAUGAGAGCUCAGUGGAUAUUUACGAUGGCUUGGACAACGGUUUGACAGCUCCUGACAAUUCUGCUCCAAAUUCUACACCAGCUGGAAACAGCUUAAAUUUGUUUGAUGAGAUAUUAAUUGAAGAAGGGACUGCAAAGGAAGCAUCCUACAACGAGUUGCAGGCAGAAUAUGGAAAAUGUCAACAGCAAAUUAAAGAGUUGAUGAAGAAGUUUAAGGAAAUACAGGCACAGAAUGUCAUCCUACAGAAUGAAAACCAAGCUCUCAAAAAGAAUAUUUCAGCACUUAUCAAAACAGCAAGAGUAGAAAUAAACCGUAAGGAUGAAGAAAUCAGUAAUCUCCAUCAAAGGCUAUCAGAAUUUCCCAAUCAUCGAAGUAGUUUCACCAGAACAUACCUUCCAGGAUCAACUAAUGGAAGGUGCUCUGAGAUGUGUAAAACAAAAGAUUCCAAAUUCAGACCUUCUGAUUUAGGUGACAGUAUAAAGAUGGAGCAUAGAAUGAAAAAUGACUGUUCAAAAGAUACAUACCACAGUUACUCAUCUCAUAAUACGGACAAUGGGAAGUCUAGCUCUGAAAAAAGAAACACUCCGUAUUUACUGAGAUACCCUCCUGAAGAGCUCUGCAAUGAUGGUACUCAUACAUGUCUGCCAAACUAUGACCAUAGUUCCAACAAGGAUAACAGAAAGGAAAGAAAAGAAAUCAGAAAUAAUGAACAGUACAGUAGGGGAAAUGUCAACAAAUACAAAAGAGAAGCACAUCAGAGCACCGGAAACAAUGGUGAUAGUGAAGAUGGGAAUUCAGAUCCUCAGCAAAAGCUGAAAAGCCUUUCAGAGAAGGCUAGUAAAAAUGAGUUGCAACAAAAAAGUCAGAGCGUAAAACUCAAAUGCAGUCCAAGUGUAGAAAGAAGAGUAGAAAGGGGUGUUUCUUCCUGGGAGAAACAAACUACUGGUAAAGACAGAUUUCAGACAAGAGGUGAAUUGUAUAUUGAUGAGAGAUCACAAAAUGUAUUAAAAAAAGACAUUAAAACACAUGAUAAGGAUGAAAAAAAUGCUGGCCAAAAAAAUAAACCAAAUGAAAAGCUACAGGAGCAACCAAGGAGGUCUGGUAGAGGGAGUAGUCCACACUCAAAGAAUGAACAUUCAAAGAGUCUUCAUGAAUCACGUAAAUGUCGUGUGGAAGAGUCUAGAAAAGGAAAAGACAUCGACUGCAAGAGAGACAGGGGAACAAAUGAUCAUACUUCUCGAGAAGGAAGGACUUCACCUUCUAAUUCCAACAGCAGAGAGCAUAAAUAUGCACGCUUGAAGGAAAAUAGUAGUAGGUAUGAAUGGGAAACAGCACAUUCCAAAUCAGAAAGACACAGAACUGAGGAAAAAAGGAAAAGAGAAAGAGAGAAUCAGGAUGAAAAUAGACAUUUCAGAAAUGAAAGAAAAGUUGCAAAAGAGAUAUCUCACCAAUCUGCAAAAGAAUCCAAGAAAGGUACAGAUGUUACAAAAAGUGAGAGAAACAAGUCCUAUAAGCUAGAAGAAACAUCUGGAGUAGCAGAUAGCUUAAAAGACCAUAAAGUUCCCAAAAUUAAAGAUGAUCACACUGGGACAAAGAGCAAAGACUUAAAACUUAGCUUUAUGGAAAAGCUAAAUUUAACUCUUUCUCCUGCUAAGAAACAAUGUGUCUCUCCAACGGAUGGACUUAAAACACCUUCCCAAAAGGCCACUGAUGAGGGAAGUACGGAGCUCACGCUGCAGGCAGAACUGUUAGAUUCUGCCCACCCUGUUAACUGUGGUCCCACAGAGCAAACUAAUUCAACACUACAAGUUCUGGACGGUGCAGCUCAAAGCAACAUGGAACCAGCACUGCCUGUUUUUGUCCGUUCUGAAAAUAAAGCCUUGAAAGUAGCAGCAGCAGAUCCAGCACAGUCUGAAGCAUUGCCAGCGGUGGCAACUGAUGAACUGAGCUCAGAAACCUUACCAGAAGCAGAAGUGGGUCAGGUACAGCCCCAAGCCUUGUCAGGAGCAGCAGAGGUACUGGUUCCUGGUGAGAUGCAGGCUGAAACGUUGUCAGAAGCAGCAGAGGCUUGUGAUCUGGUUGAAUUGGAAGCCUCAGCAACAGCAGUGGCAGUGACGGAUCUGAAUCACCCUGAAUCUUUGCCCCUGGAGGUGGCAGGGAGUAUGGCAAAGUGUGAAAACUUGCCUGUGACGGUGGGUGUGAUGCAGGAUGAUAAUGUGCCAGCAGCAGAAGUGGCACAAUCUGAACCUGCCAGUGAAAGUAUAGGAGCCCUUCCAGAGUCAGCAGCAGAGAAGAAAGAGGAAGAGAAAAUAUGGCUAGCUGCUGACAUAGAAAGUUCAGCAGACCAAUGUGGCUCUCAACACCGAUCAGAAGCCAAAAGUUUUGGUGACCUGGAGUCCUGUGAUGUUGCAGAUGAUAUUAGCGAAACAAAACCAAACUGUUUAACGGAAGUAGUGAAGAAUGAUGAUCACUUGGCUGCAGAAAAUGUUGAGUGUCCUGUUGAGGAAAAGGGUGUCUGUGAAAUUAAUAUAAGUAUGUCUCGGUCACUUGACAGAACUAUGUUAACUGAUAAGGAUGAACCAUUAGUUGACCGGAAUGCUUGUGAUCUGGAGCCAGACCUAACUGAAAUCAGUACUGCAGCAUCCUCUCUUAGUGGUGAGAUGUGUCCUACAACUAAAGAGAGAGAAACUAACCCAGUUCCUGUUGAUGAUGACAGCUCAAUACUGAGCAUUGAUCUCAAUCACUUGAGGUAUAUUCCGAAGGCAAUCAGCCCAUUGAACAGUCCAAUGCGCCCUUUGGCUAAAGCACUUAAGAUGGAAAGUCCCUGCAAAGGUCUUGUGAAGAGUUAUAACAAAGAUUUAAUUCCUGAAAGUACGGUUGUCGUCUGUCCCUCAAAGAAUUUGUCAAAGGAGGUAAACAAAGAAAAUCAAAAGCCAGUUAGCAUGUCUGAUGAACACUUAGAGGUGGAGUCCCAGCUGAGUAUCUCUUCAGAUGAAAUAGAAGAAGGAGAAAUCAUAAGUAGCGAUGAAGAUGAAGAAAAAUCUCAACCAGAAAGAGACUCUGAAAAUACAAAAAAGUCAAGACCAAAAGCUUCUCCUGAGACACGGAAUUUGACCAGCGGUCCGCAGAAUCAAAAGAGCAAAACUGUGCGUUGCAGUGAAGAUAAUGGAAAAUUUGUUUCUGUGAAAGUAAGUACAAAGAAGAACAGAGAGAGGCAUAAAAAUCAGACUUUCAGAUCUUCGAAGGAUAUGAAGAAAAACAAAACUGUGAGCAUUGCUUGUCUUGAAAAAAUAGUUCAUGUUAUUGUUGAACCUUCAAAUGUACAAGAAAUCAUGCAGAUGCUAAGAGCUAUACGAAAACAGAUGAGGAAGAAUUAUAUGAAGUUCAAGGUACACUUCCCAGUUCAGCAUUUUCACAGAAUUAUAGAAUCUGGUAUCAUAAAUUUUACAUCAUUAAUAAAAUACUUGAACUUUUCCAAGAUGUCUACAUUGGGUGAGACAUUAAAAUUGAAUAUCUGUGAUAUUAUAGAGUCCAAACUUAAGCAGGUUAAAAAGAAUGCAAUAGUGGACCGUCUUUUUGAACAACAAGUAUCAGAUAUGAAAAAACAGUUAUGGAAAUUUGUAGAUGAACAGCUUGAUUACUUAUUUGAAAAGGUAAGGAGAAUUAUAAUAAAACUAUGUGAUGUGGGAAACAUGGGAAAUGAGAGUGAGGAAGGGAAGUUUGAAAGAGCAGGAAAGCAAAAACACAAGAUCAGUCAUAAAAAUGAUGUGCAAAGAUCUAGAAAAAAGUCCCUGAAAGCCAGAUCUCAAAAGCCUGAAGAAUAUAUCCUUUCGAAGCAAAUUGUGGAUUAUCAACGACCUAAGUGUCACCAUGAGAAAAAUAAAACAGAUGCACCAAAAACUGCCUUUACAAAAUGUCUUAACUCCAUUGAUAACACGAGGAAUUCUCAAACCAAAGUGCACAUCUCUAAAGAGAAUAAUUUGCAAGGCGCUCUCACUCCAUUGAAGGGUGUAAAAUAUGAAAAGGAAGGAUUCCAGCUAUCCAGAGAUGCUAACAAGUCUGAUCUUGGUUAUGAGCUUCUCACAGAACAACAAGCAUCCAGUCUUACGUUUAAUCUUGUAAGUGAUGCUCAAAUGGGUGAAAUUUUCAAAAGCUUAUUGCAAGGUUCUGAUCUCUUGGAAAAAAAUGGUGGCAAUAUUGACAGAAAUGAAUGGGAAUUCAGGACUCCAGAAAAACAGUUUUUAGACAGUCAUAAAUGCAGAGGUAAUGCUGUUGGACUGGUGCAAGAAGUUGCUCCAAAGGAGGCUUGUGUGGAAUCUCGACCAGUAGAGGAUAUUAACUGGCCUAUUGUUUCACCUGUAAGAGCUCCCUCUUUAGCAUCUAGGCUUCAGAUGUCUGUUGAUCCAGAUGUACUAGAUGAAAGCUGUAUGUUUGAGGUUCCUACAAAUGCAGCUUCAUGUAAAGAAGAUGAAUGCAAUUUACAAAAGAAUAAAUCAUUUGUUUCUUCUAUCCUCCUUGAAGAUUUGGCUGUUUCCUUAACUAUUCCAUCACCUUUGAAAUCAGAUGCUCACCUCAGCUUCCUAAAACCUGAGAAUAAUUCUAGCUCAACUCCCGAGGGUGUUCUCAGCGCACAUUACAGCGAAGAUGCACUUCUUGAAGAGGAGGAUGCCACUGAACAAGACAUUCAUUUGGCUUUAGAAUCCGAUAACUCAAGCAGUAAAUCAAGUUGUUCUUCAUCGUGGACAAGUCGGCCGGUUGCUCCCGGUUUUCAGUGUCGCCCCAGCCUACCAAUGCAAGCAGUAAUCAUGGAGAAAUCCAAUGAUCAUUUUAUUGUAAAGAUUAGGCGUGCGGUGCCAUCUACCUCACCAGCAUCUGAUCAGGUGGCUUCAGUGAAGGAGGUGCGGGCAUCCUCAACCAAGAUUGAAAAAGAAGAAAUGAGAAGUGGGGAAAAAGAAAGGGACAGUCAGAGUGCCACAGCAGCCACUGUGCAAGAAGCUGUCAAACCCGAUCUGGUUAAUACAGAUCAGUUGCCUCAUGUCAGCAAUGGACAAGAACAAAGUCCUGCCUCACCUCAGCCUCUGAAGGAGUCACAUAAUAGUAUUGGAAAGGAAGAAACUACUGGGUUGCUUGGACCCUGUAGAAAAUCUUCAAACACAGAGAUCCUUGACACUGGAAGCCCAGAUGAAGGCUCUGAGCAAUCUCAGGCACCCAAAUUGAAUGUAUCUGAAAACAUAAAUGAAAUGGGUGUUAGAUCUCAAGCUUCUUUUCCUGUUGGAUGCACUAUGGAGUCAUACAUAGACUUUACAGAUGAUAUCGUUAGUGAAACUUCAUGUCGUGCAGUGGAAUCCACUGCAGAUAACAAGACUCAGGAAACUUCUACAGGAAACUCAGAAAUCAAUAAUAAAAAGGAAGAACUGGAAGAGUGCUCUGAUGCAUUUAUAGACUUAACAGAAGAGCUUUCCAAUGAGACUGCAGCAGGUGAAUGUAAUCUUGAAACAAAAUCCACUCCAAAUACUGAUGUAGGAUGCCAGAUAAGUAUAGAUGAUAAAACUAGUAAAAAAAGGAAAAAGGAGGCUGUCAGAGAGAAUUCCAACUCAAAAAGGCAACGAAAAGAAACUGAAUCAGCAGGUGAAGGGAGCGAUGCAAGUGAUGUGAAGUCUGAAGAGGUAAAUUCAGGACCCAAACAGUGUUCCAGUAAGAAGAAUGAGUUGCAGCAGAACAAAGACUCUUCUCCUUUGGCUUCAUCUGCGUCAUCACCUAGUCUGUAUGCCAAAAACAUCAUUAAAAAGAAGGGGGAAGUAGUAGUUUCCUGGACCAGAAAUGAUGACCGAGAAAUUUUACUGGAAUGUCAGAGAAAAGGACCGUCAAGCAAAACCUUUGUUUCCUUAGCCACUAGGCUGAACAAAAGCCCAAAUCAGGUUUCAGAAAGAUUCAAACAGUUAAUGAAGCUGUUCAAGAAAUCCAGGUGCAAGUAAACUUACUACCAAGUUGCUUCAUGGUUACAGGGUUUAGCUGUUACCAGCAACGACGGACUACAACCACUGCAUUCAUAUGAUGGGAUUAGUGGGAGGUAUCCAAGUCAGAAUACUAAGUCUGGUAAAUCUGAUGCACUGUUAAUUAUUUACUUCCCUCUCAAUGUUUCCUCUAAAGUGCUUUAUCAGAAUAAGACAGAGGGAACUUUUCAAACAAACUGGCUAGGAAGGAAUGGGCACGUACAAAUGGAGCAAUAUAAUUUCAAGGGGGUGACAUCUCCUGUUGGUUAAAUGUGUUCUAUAAGCAAAGACAAGGGUGUGCAGUCAAGUGAAAACGGUGGCUCUUGCUUAACUUGUCCGAAGUGCUGCGUAUGGUGAUGUCGAACUAUGAUUUUAAAAAGUAAGAGUGCUUUGAAAUCCAGUUGGUAGAUAAUCCUGGAAAAUGACAGGUGCGUCAUCUUGGUUACCUUGAAAUGUAUUUUGAGAAGUUAGGCCUUUUUCUUUUAAAAUAAGGCAGGGCAGUGAUAGCAAUGAUUCCAAAAGCUGCUUAUCUAGUAAUUGGAUUCUGAUGGUAAGGAAUAGGUGGUUCUUGCUGCUUUGUCAGUUGCUCAUAGUGGGUUUCAAGGAGAGAAUCUGGCACUGAGUGCAGGGUUUGUCUUCAACUUUAAGCACAUUAUCUAAGCCAUUUCUUAAUGACUCCAGUGUUCAACAGAGAUGAAUGAAUUCUCUUUGAGGGUGCCCAUCUGUUGUCAUUGACAAUGGGGAAAAUCUAAGCCAAUUGUCUAGUCUAGACCCCUAACUUUCCGAUUUUUGAAGUCAAAUAAAAUGAGUCCCAGCCUCUGUGAGAGAGUGAACCCAGUCAUUAAUGCAGUGACCAGUUUCUCAGUUUCUUUUAAAUUGUGAAAUGCCGUAAUGAGUAUUCAUUUACAAAGAACUGUCUUCUAGUUAAAAACAUUUUGCAGUUCUGAUGAUAUUUAAAAAGACUUAGUAUUGAAUUUUGAAUAGUUGGGUUUUUUU
This is a messenger RNA of Gymnogyps californianus (California condor), 7065 nucleotides long. It is a transcript of the gene CASP8AP2, whose product is annotated as caspase 8 associated protein 2. The record is from RefSeq and is a predicted model, not a curated record. NCBI's taxonomy places the organism in Eukaryota, Metazoa, Chordata, Aves, Accipitriformes, Cathartidae. Gene Ontology annotation, molecular function: transcription corepressor activity. Gene Ontology annotation, biological process: Fas signaling pathway; extrinsic apoptotic signaling pathway via death domain receptors. Gene Ontology annotation, cellular component: PML body; mitochondrion.